This is a messenger RNA of Syngnathoides biaculeatus (alligator pipefish), 4689 nucleotides long. RefSeq names its product leucine rich repeat containing 8 VRAC subunit Db (gene lrrc8db). Gene Ontology annotation, molecular function: protein binding. The record is from RefSeq and is a predicted model, not a curated record. Bases 673 to 3186 code for a protein of 837 amino acids. The transcript is spliced from 2 exons. NCBI's taxonomy places the organism in Eukaryota, Metazoa, Chordata, Actinopteri, Syngnathiformes, Syngnathidae.
UGUCUGCCUGUCCAUUACUACUGCAAACGGGAAGGGGCUCAGCGCGAAACCCUGAAUCGGAUAAAUUAACGAUAGGAAAAAAAACUUCACGCUUCACCUAACAGCUGUGACCUCUACGACACACAAGAUGGCGGAAUUGGAAAGCUGUCCAUCGGUUGAGGGAAAAUUUCAUUUUGCGUUUUGCCCUUGUCGGAUAGCCCCUUAGUGUUCUGCGCUUAUCUGUGGCCGCCUGGCGUUGCGUGACACUCCCUGCGGCUUCCGUGCGGCGCGCUUGGAGCUUCGCGCGACACGAGGCUUCCACCUGCCGUCCACGGGCGGGAGGCAGCGGCAGCAGCCGGCCGAGGAAGAACCCACCGUCGCCGCGUCAACUUCCAGCGAGCCGGGCGAGAGGCCACCACGGCAGCCGGCCGCCAACCGCCACCCGUGACCCGUGACCACCACCGGCGGCGGCGCAGGCGGAACAAACCGGACCGCACCAUCCCUGGCUAGGCGAGGCGGGACAGCAGGGAGGCGGGGAGGGGACACCAGUAGCCGCCCUAAGCCGCUUAGAAGCGGCCCGAACCACGCCACAGGCGAGAAUUGGACGCCUUCAACAUGGCUGUUGACCGGCGACCGGUUUCGGUUCUGGCGUAGCAGGACGACACUGCGCGUCGGGCAGACCUCCGUGAAGGAAUGUUCACCCUCACCGAAGUCGCCUCCCUGAACGAUAUCCAGCCGACUUACCGCAUCCUGAAACCAUGGUGGGACGUGUUCAUGGACUACCUCGGGAUCGUCAUGCUCAUGCUGGCCAUCUUUGCCGGGACCAUGCAGCUGACGCGAGACCAGGUGGUCUGCCUGCCCGUCCUGGACUCGGCACCGGUCGAAGUGGCGCCCGUGCCGACGGGGGAGUCCGGCAGGUUGUGGGAUAAGGAGAGCGCCGUCGGGGAACAAGCGGCGCCCCUGAUGGCGGCCCCUGACAAGCAGCCCACACCGCGGCAGCGGCCGCCCCCCACCGGGAUCCCGACCAAGCUAGAUUUCCAACAGUAUGUUUUUGUCAACCAGAUGUGUUACCACGUCGCCCUUCCGUGGUACUCUAAAUAUUUCCCCUACCUGGCGCUGAUCCACACCCUGAUCCUCAUGGUCAGCAGCAACUUCUGGUUCAAGUAUCCCCGGACCAGCUCCAAGAUUGAGCACUUUGUGUCCAUCCUGGGCAAGUGUUUCGAGUCUCCGUGGACUACGAAGGCGCUUUCUGAGACGGCGUGCGAGGACUCCGAGGAGAACAAGCAGCGCCUGGCGGGGGCCUCCGCCCAGCACAAGCACUUCUCGACCAGCAGCGAGGAGGGCAGCCCCAACCAGUCGGCCCCCAUGCUGACCAAAUCCGGCGUUACCUUCUCCGCGGAGAAGCUGGUGAGCGAGGCGCCUUCCAUGACCAUCCUGGACAAGAAGGACGGCGAGCAAGCCAAGGCCCUCUUCGAGAAAGUUCGCAAGUUCCGCGCCCACGUGGAGGACAGCGACCUCAUCUACCGCCUGUACGCCCUGCAGACGCUCAUCAAGACCGUAAAGUUCAUCCUCAUCCUGUGCUACACGAUGACAUUUGUGGCCUCCAUUGACUUUCACCACAUGUGCGAGCCGGAAAUCAAGCACCUGACGGGGUACAGGAAGUUCCACUGCACGCACAACAUGGCGUUCAUGCUGAAGAAGCUGCUGGUGAGCUACAUCGCGCUCAUUUGCGUCUACGGCGUCAUCUGCAUCUACACGCUCUUCUGGCUCUUCCGCCGGCCCCUGAAGGAGUACUCGUUCGAGAAGGUCCGCGAGGAAAGCAGCUUCAGUGACAUCCCCGACGUGAAGAACGACUUUGCCUUCCUGCUGCACAUGGUAGACCAGUACGACCAGCUGUACUCCAAACGCUUCGGCGUCUUCCUGUCCGAGGUCAGCGAGAACAAACUGCGGGAGAUCAGCCUGAACCACGAGUGGACCUUCGAGAAGCUCCGGCAGCACGUGGCCCGCAACGUUCAGGAGAAACUGGAGCUGCACCUCUUCAUGCUGUCCGGCGUGCCGGACGCGGUCUUCGACCUCACCGACUUGGAAAUCCUCAAGCUGGAGCUCAUCCCCGAGGCCAGGAUCACGGCCAAGAUCUCGCAGAUGAUCAACCUGCAGGAGCUCCACUUCUAUCACUGCCCCGCCAAGGUGGAGCAGACGGCGUUCAUUUUCCUUCGGGACCACCUGCGGUGCCUUCACGUCAAGUUCACGGACGUGGCAGAGAUCCCCAGCUGGUUGUACUUGCUGAAGAACUUGCAGGAGCUGUACCUGGUGGGCAACCUGAACUCUGAGAACAACAAAAUGAUCGGACUGGAGUCUCUGCGCGACCUGCGGCACCUGAAAGUUCUCCAUCUUAAGAGCAACCUCACCAAGAUCCCCACCAACAUCACCGAUUUGUCGCCGCACCUCGUCAAGCUGGUGGUGCACAACGACGGCACCAAGCUGCUGGUCCUCAACAGCUUGAAGAAAAUGAUGAACCUGUCGGAGCUGGAGCUGCACAACUGCGAGCUGGAGCGCAUCCCGCACGCCAUCUUCAGCCUCAACAACCUCCAGGAGCUGGACCUGAAGUCCAACCACAUCCGGACCAUCGAGGAGGUCAUCAGCUUCCAGCAUCUCAAGCGGCUGACGUGCCUCAAGCUCUGGCACAACAAGAUCAUCUCCAUCCCGCUGUCCAUCAGCCACGUCAAGAACCUGGAGUCGCUCUACCUGUCCCACAACAAGCUGGAGUGUCUGCCCGGCCCACUUUUCACUCUGCUCAAGCUGCGCCACUUGGACGUGAGCCACAACUCCAUCGCCGCCGUACCGCCGGAGGUGGGCUUCCUGCAGAACCUCCAGUACUUUGCCAUCACCGGCAACAAACUGGAGGCCGUUCCCAAGCAGCUCUUCAAGUGCACCAAACUGCGGACGCUGUGCCUCGGCCACAACGGCAUCGCCGUCCUCCCCGAGAGGGUCGGCCAGCUGGCCCAGUUGGGCCACCUGGAGCUGAAGAGCAACUGCCUGGACCGGCUGCCGGUGCAGUUGGGCCAGUGCCCCCUGCUGCGCCGGGGAUGCCUGCUGGUCGAGGACCACCUCUUUGACUCGCUGCCUUUGGAGGUCAAAGAGAGCAUCAACCAGGAGUCCGGCGCCGCGUUCGCAAACGGUUGCAAGUGUCUGACGGACGGGCGGUAGCGUGUCAGGCCGCCAUCUUUUUUUUUUUCUUUUUUUUUCCAUGCAGCAGCUCAAAGGCCAAGUAAGACUUCCCUGGUACUCCUUUCACAUCGAGUCUGCGCUGGUUUUUGCCAAAGUGAUGUCAGACUCGCGCAACGCUCUGCAGGCCCAAAGGGAAAGUUCCUCAAUCGAGGGACGCCUCGGGACUCCGUGGGGGAGUCUUGGGGGCCCAAAAGGGCUGCAAAUUGAAAAUGUUGUAUUUCAAGACCACCGUUUCUGUCCCCCUAGCACUGAUCACGCGUUCCCCGCGCUAACGGCGAACCCCGUUUUUACGACGGUAGCCUACUUUAGUCGAAAGUUAGCGGUGACUUCACGAGAGCCUCACGCGAAUGACGUGACUGGCACCAAGGGUGCGAGUACAUUUCAAAGUAAAAGUAUUUGAGCAUAGGAAAAAGUGUCGAAUGAAAGGGCACAAGUGUUUUUGGAAUUAUUUAAAAAAAAAAAAAAUGUAACAUUGAUGCUCACAGGACAAGUCGAACUCUGCCCGCACCUCGUUCGCAGCAAGCUGGAGUUGGGUCAGAAUUUGAGACGGAAUCGGUGGUGGUUAUCGGCAACCGCGGCGACAGACUAGCAACUCUUUGCCGGUUCAGAGGGACGCUUUCUGUUACCGUGGCAGCUCGGGGUGCCGCUACGGGGGUUAUCUCCGUGGAAACGGAGUACAACUUUUUGGACGCCACCCGUUUAGUACGGCAAAUAUGAACGUACUUUUUUUUUUUUUUUUUUUUUCGGCGCCCCCUGCUGGUGACACCAAAGGUCCGCGGGUCCACAUCACUCCGUCACCGGCUCGACGCGCAAAGUAUUUUAGCACAGGAAAAAAAGGUCUCAAACCACUGGGUGGGGGGGGGCUUCUCAUCUUCUGUUUCUCCUCGUGUUGACACGUAGCAUUAGCAUUAGCAGGAGCGUCAGCCAAUUCUGCUACGUUUGUCAUAACUCGGCGCACAUUUUACGUCACAUUUAUUUUCAAAUCCCGACACAGCCACAACAUUAGGCACACUUGCGUUUUCCUCCCGGUAUUAUCACGUAAUAUUAGUAGGAUAUUCUUGCAAUAAUGCAGCUUCAUUUUUAAGAAAAAUUGACUCAAAGUAGCCGGAAUUUACCAAAACAAUUUGAUUUUCUAGUAUUUUUUUUUUUUUUUAUUGUGACUUUAAUCUCUUAGUGACUUUUUUUUUCCAGAAAAUUUCAUAUUCUUGGAAUAUUACCACUUUAUUUUUGGCGUGUUUCAACUUUUCUGAAAAUAUUCAUGCACACUCACAAAAUGAUGGUAUUUGUCGCGUAAAUUGAUUUGCGAAAAUCAAAAUGAAAACAAACUGAUUUAAUGGUCUUUGUUUCAGAAUAUUGCAAUUGUAUUAAGCUUUUUUUUAAAUUAACUUUUGGGGAAGCCUUUUGUUUAUGUUUCUGAUUUUUUUUUUUUUUUUUCUUUCCCAAAAUAGUUUAGCUUAAUUCUAAAAUGAUAUUAUUGUAAUA